GUCAUUUCCACUACGCAAGUGCACUCUGCGCCACACGGCUCUCUGCCACUGCCGCACGCUGCGACGUGUAGCCAUGGCGGCGGAGAAGAAGGCGGACCUGGUGCUGCUCGACUUCUGGGUGAGCCCGUUCGGGCAGCGGUGCCGGAUCGCCAUGGCCGAGAAGGGCCUCGACUUCGAGUACCGCGAGGAGGACCUCGCCAACAAGAGCGACCUCCUCCUCCGCUCCAACCCCGUCCACAAGAAGAUCCCCGUCCUCCUCCACGCCGGCCGCCCCGUCUGCGAGUCGCUCGUCAUCCUCUCCUACCUCGACGAGGCCUUCCCCGACACCCCGCAGCUCCUCCCUCCCCUCUCCGCCGCCGGCGCCGGCGCCGCCGACGCGGCGUACGCGCGGGCCAGGGCGCGGUUCUGGGCGGACUACAUCGACAAGAAGCUCUACGACUGCGGGUCCAGGCUGUGGAAGCUCAAGGGGGAGCCGCAGGCGCAGGCGCGCGCCGAGAUGGUGGAGAUCCUCCGCACGCUGGAGGCGGAGCUCGGCGACCGGGACUUCUUCGGCGGCGGCGGCGGCAGGCUCGGCUUCGUCGACGUCGCGCUCGUCCCGUUCACGUCGUGGUUCUACAGCUACGAGAGGUACGGCGGGUUCAGCGUCGAGGAGGCGUGCCCCAAGCUGGCGGCGUGGGCGCGGCGGUGCGGCGAGAUCGACUCCGUGGCCAAGCACCUCCACUCGCCGGAGAAGGUGUACGACUUCAUCGGCGUGCUCAAGAAGAAGUACGGCAUCGAGUAGGCGGGCGGCCGGCAUCGAGAUCGAUCGCCGGUGAAUGCGAAGUUAGUGGUUGAGUGUGCGAAUUGGUGUUAGCCGUUGUGUACUUGGGUUGGUGGCAGGCAGCUGAGAGUUGCCUCCCGUUCUGCGUGAGACUAUGGCUUAAUAAAGUCUGUACUCCUUUUAGCUUAAAUAAAGUAUGUACUCGCUUGAGUGCUCGUUUGCAUGCACUAUACAAAUAAUGUUUGUUAGA
Molecule: messenger RNA, 1010 nt
Organism: Oryza brachyantha (malo sina)
Lineage: Eukaryota; Viridiplantae; Streptophyta; Magnoliopsida; Poales; Poaceae
Product: probable glutathione S-transferase GSTU1
Exons: 1
Coding region: 74-781 (235 amino acids)
Biological process (GO): glutathione metabolic process
Cellular component (GO): cytoplasm
Molecular function (GO): glutathione transferase activity
Source: RefSeq, a predicted model, not a curated record